Molecule: messenger RNA, 1547 nt
Organism: Cuscuta epithymum
Lineage: Eukaryota; Viridiplantae; Streptophyta; Magnoliopsida; Solanales; Convolvulaceae
Source: the annotation of a GenBank genome assembly
CUUCUUCACCCUCACCACAGCUUUCAAAUCCUCUUUCUUUUCACUGAAGAUAGAUAGAUAUGGAUGUUCAGGAACCCCAGCCGGAUUUCGCGCUGCUGCCGGAUUUUUUCUCCGACGAGGACCUUUUGCUGGAUUUUCCCAAAUCCUUUGGGAAGUCCGGCACCAUGCAGUCUGACACUGACAUCUGUUUCCCCGCUGAGUUCCCGUACGACCUCUGUUCUUCUCCGGCUGGCUCUGCCGAGAGUGAUGAGGAGGAGUAUCUCGCUUCGUUGACCCGCCGGUUGACUCUCUCGGCCGCUGGAGACACUCCGAAGUCAAUCUCCUCCGGGCAAAAUCAGUUUGAGUCAUGGGAUUCAUGGCUGCUUUCCGGGUCGCGCCAGCAGAAUUUGCCCCGUGAAGGAAACUGGUCGGGUCUGAGCACCGGGUCGAGCAAUGUUACCCCAAACGGGCCUUCCCAGAUAUCCUCUCCGACAACCCCGCUGGGCUUCAGGAACGAUUCGUGGGAUCUGAUACUCCAGGCCGCCGCGGAAGUUGCGAGGCUGAAGAUGAACGCCGGCGAGGAAUCACUGAUGGGUCACCGCCGCCCGGGUCCUCCGAGCUUCCCCCCGUUUCCACCGGUUCCCAGAACGAGGGAGUACAUUGAACCGCAUCUCCCCCAGGCUCGACCUCCAUCUAAAGCCGCGUUUGGCGGUGUUGGGCCGUUUCCAGAAUCCGGAAUGUACGGCGCGCCGGUGAUGGGUGGUGUCUCCUGCAACGGCGCCACCAUGCGCGGUCGGCCUGUAAUUCCUCUCCCCGGCGGCGGAGUGAAGAGGGAGCGGGCUGGGACCGGCGUGUUUCUGCCGAGGAGAUACGGAAAUGCCAAUAAUGCCCAUCACUGUCCUAAAGAUUCUAGGAGCAAAGCAGGAUAUUGCACCACUGCUAGGGCCGUUCAUGGUCAACAUAACAACAUCCAGGACUUCAAUGGCCCUGUUCAACCCCAGUCGGGUGCUGACUUUGUUUCAGAUUAUGAAGUGAUGCGUGCAAGGAGGUAUGCAGCAAUGUUGGUGCAAAACAAGAGAAAUUUGAGCCCUGAAGUAAUGCUUCCCCAGGAAUGGACCUAUUGACAUUGCUGAGUUUUACGAAGAAAUGGCAUUAUUUUCCAUACUUAGGAAAGGAGAUUAGGAGAAGGGUAGCAGUGGUUAGGACUAAAUAAUAGAAGCAAAAGUGAAAGCUUUCGAGGAGAAUGGAAUAAUUUUUGGGGGUGGGGGUGAGGGUGGUUUAUGCAUUUCUUGGCAAAGGACAGCAGAAUGAAGGAUGGUUAGGAUUUAUUAGAAGGUAGAAUAAAGUGGGAUUUUCUUUAUUUUUCAUCUUUUCUUUUUUAUUAAAUUUUAAUAAAGUUGCCUAAAUGUGGUGGUAUGACUAAGGGUAAAAGAUGGUUUUGGCUGUGGUGGUUGGGUAAUCUGCUGCAAGGAGCAGAGAAGCAGAGCCAUCGUUGUACUGAAUCGUAUGAUGUUUUAAAUGUGUAAUAAAGAAAUGCUUGCUUUAUACUAUGCUUGACGCAUUGAAUA